Messenger RNA from Odocoileus virginianus texanus, 4489 nucleotides. The record is from RefSeq and is a predicted model, not a curated record. Lineage: Eukaryota; Metazoa; Chordata; Mammalia; Artiodactyla; Cervidae.
UCUGGCCGGAUGGGUCCCCCUGGCCCUGCAGCUCCAGGGUUGGAGGAUCAGGGAGUGAGAUGAGGAACUGAGAGCUGGCGGGGGUCACACACCAGCAAUGGCAGCCCGGGCACCGCCCCCCCUCCAGAGAUACACCCAGCUUGCUCAAAAAGUCUGUCCUGGACCCUCAAGGUGGCAGGUGUGCCCGGCCCCACUGUCCCAGCAGAGGGUGACCGUCCGGGAUGAGGCCAAGCCUGUAAACGAGGACACACCAGCACUCACAUGACCCCUGGCGGCGGGCACACAGGGCAGGGCAGGUCUCCCUGGCUACCCCAGUGCCAGGUGCCCGUGAGAGCUGGGCAAGUAGAGCUGGAUCUGGCAGGGCCAUUUCCUAUUUUGUCAAAUGAAAAGGACAGGCUCGGACUGACGUGCCUGGCUGGUGGGGACGCCCUCAGGAGUGGACAGGGACAGGACCCAGGCAGUGGGCAAGUCCCCAGGUGAGCCAAGGGGUGCAUGGUGUGUCCGGCACACAGAGGCCAGCAAGCCAGGGACAGGGAGCCCAGUGGGUGGCAUUCAGUGGCAGAGGUGGCCCGGAAGAGGGUCUUUGCUUUGUCCUGAUGAUUUUCAGCGCGGGAACACGAGACCACCUUGUGGGAAGUUGCCAGGGGCGGGGGGAUCGGGAGGCCAAGGCCGGAGGUAGUUGCCUGGGCCAGGUCACGGGGUGGAAGAAGCAGACUGCAGGGCCCUUGGUGGCUUACCCCCGCGGUCUGCAGGGGGCACUGAGCACCCCAAGGUGUGAGGCUGUAACAGCGCAGGCCCAUGAGGCUGGGGGACUGGAGUCGGCAGUGACAGUGCGCGCCCCUCAGGGGCGUCCCAGGGCCGGGCCCCCUGGACAGGAAGGUGUCCCCCGAGCAGGUCCCACUCCCCUUCUGCAAAGUGUGGGCUGUGGGGCUGCAGCCCCUGUCUGCUCCAAGGGCCUAUACUGCCAUAGCAACUGAGUCACCACGCAGCAUCCUGCCUGGAGCAGCCUAGAUGUCACCCUGGGACACGGGGAUUCUUCAUGCCAAGUGAGGAAUGGGACCUGGGCCUGGUGGCCCCCUGCCUGUGUCUCCCCUGAAACCAGCUCAGUCCGAGUCAUUCUGGUCUGGGGAGCCUGGACCUGUGGGGUGGCGGGGCUUGGACUGGGCAAGUCUGCAGCUCUGGGAGGGUUGGAGCCCGUGGCCCCAGCAGUGGGCACCUCUGCGUUCUGGUCACACCUCCGUCACUGCUCAGUGUGGCAUCUGAUGUGAUCACAGGGGACAGUAAGGCAGGGCUCUCUGCCCACAGGUCGCCGCCAUGUCCACCUUGCUGGAGAUCAAGAGCAGCGUGCUCAGGCAGGUGCAGGUGUGCCCAUCCUUCCGCCGGAGGACGGAGGAGGAGCCGGCCAGCAGCAGCGCUGACCUGCCGGAGCCUGCGGCCGGGGCCUGGAAACCCGGAGAUGGUGUGGAGUUCUUCGCCCAGAUGCGCCUCAUCCUGAAGAAGGGGGAGGGCAGACAGGGGCUGCCAUGCCCUGAGGUCCUGCUGCGCAGCCGCUCACCUGCCCCCGCAGAGCCCGUGGACCCCAGCCGUGGCCUGAGAACUCUGAGCCAAGAGGAGGUGGACAUGCUCUAUGAGGAGGCCCUGUACACGGUCCUUCACCGCGCAGGCACCAUGGGCCCGGACCAGGUGGAUGACGAGGAGGCCCUGCUGAGCUACCUGCAGCAGGUGUUCGGCACUGACCCGGAGGAGCAUGCCGCGGCUGUGGAGCGUGUGAAGAAGGCCAAGGCACCCACCUAUGCCCUGAAAGUCUCCGUCAUGCGUGCCAAGAACCUGCUGGCCAAAGACCCCAAUGGCUUCAGUGACCCGUACUGUAUGCUGGGCAUCCUGCCGGCCUCGGGCGCCGUGCAGGAGCCCAGCCCGCACAAGGAGCAGCGCUUCAGCUUCCGCAAGGGCAGCAAGCGAGGUGGCCCACUGCCAGCCAAGUGCAUCCAGGUCACCGAGGUCAAGAGCAGCACCCUGAACCCCGUAUGGAAGGAGCACUUCCUCUUUGAGAUCGAGGACGUGGGCACAGACCAGCUGCACCUGGACAUCUGGGAUCAUGACGAUGAUGUGUCCCUGGUGGAAGCGUGCAGGAAACUGAAUGAGGUCAUCGGCCUGAAGGGCAUGAGCAGGUAUUUCAAACAGAUUGUCAAGUCUGCCCGGGCAAAUGGGACAGCGGGGCCCACGGAAGACCACACUGAUGACUUCCUGGGGUGCCUCAACAUACCCGUCCGGGAGGUGCCCGUGGCCGGAGAGGACCGCUGGUUCAAGCUGGAACCACGCUCUAGCGCCUCCCGGGUGCAGGGCGACUGCCAACUGGUCCUCAAGCUGAUCACCACACAGAGGGACACGAACAUGAGCCAGCGUGGGCGGUCGGGCUUCCUGUCGUACCUGCUGCUGCUCAGCCGUCUGCUGCAGUUCGAGCACCGAGCCGAAGAGCCCAACUCGAGCAGCUGGCGCGGCGAGCUCAGCGGGCCUGCGGCCACCGUGCUCUGCCUGCACGGCGCACAGAACAACCUGUCGGCGCUGCAACUGGCUGUGCUGCACUGGCAGGUCAGCAGCCGCCACCAUCAGACCCGCACCCUGGACUACGGCUACCUGCUGGGGCUGCUAGAGGACCUGCAGGCGCACUGGGAGGAGGCCGGCUCGCUGCCUCAGGAGCAGGAGGAGGGCCUAGCAGACAGCUUCUCUGCCUUCUCUGAGUUUGGGCUUCAGCUGCUGCGACAGCUCCGGGACUACUUCCCUGCCAGUAACAGCACAGCCGUCUACCGCUUGGAGCUGCUGUUGAAGUGUCUUGGUAAGCUGCAGAUCUUCCAGCCUUCGUUUGAGAUCUGCCCCUUCGAGACAGAGCUAAACAUGGACAUUGCUGCUGCCCUGAAGAGAGGCAACCGUGAAUGGUUUGACAGGCUCCUGAACACCCAAAGUCCUCGUGAGCAGCCAGGCCCACAGCGCCUCGCCGGGCUGGUCAAGCUGGCUGACGCCGUCUACGAAGACCUGCAGUCCUGCUAUGGCAUCUACGCCAGCCUCUUCCACAGCAUCAUCAAGGUCGACUUCUUCACCCUCACCUUUCGGCAGCUGGAGCGUCUGGUGGCUGAAGAGGCCUGGGUGCUGACAGAGGAGCUGAGCCCCAAGAUGACCCUGGAGGUGGCCUCAGGGCUCUUUGAGCUCUACCUGACCCUGGCGGACAUCCAGCGCUUUUGGAGCAGCAUUCCGGGCCGGGACAGCCGUUCCCUCGCCCUGGCCGGCAUCCACGCCCCAUUCCUGCCCGCUGUGAAGCUUUGGCUGCAGGUGCUGCGGGACCAAACCAAGUGGAGGCUUCAGGGAGCCGUGGAGGUGGACACAUUGGAGCCCAUGGAUGCCUCCUCCAAGCACAGCAGCUCCGCAGCCACUGCCGGCCUCUGCUUCAGCCACAUCCAGGAGCUGUGGGCCUGCCUGGCAUGGCCUGACCCCGCCCAGGCCCAGACACUAGGCACCCAGCUCAGCCAGGACCUGUGUGAAGCCGCCCUCUUCUACACAGAGCUGCUGCGAAAGAAGGUGGAUGCUCAGCCUGGGGCAGCCGGAGAGGCAGUGAGCGAGCCUCUCUGCGUGGUCCUCAACGACGUGGAGCUCCUCCGCAAGGCUGCUGGCCAGGCACUGCGUGGCCUGGCGUGGCCGGAGGGGGCUGCAGGGCUGGAGGGCACACUCCCACGGCCCCUGCUCAGCUGCACGCAGGCCCUGGACGAGGACCUGCAGCGGGAGGCCCGAACCGUGACGGCACACCUGACCUCCAAGAUGGUGGGUGACGUCAGGAAGUAUGUGCAGCACGUCAGUCUCUCGCCCGACUCCAUCCAGAAUGACGAGGCCGUGGCCCCCCUCCUGAAGUACCUGGACGAGAAGCUGGCUCUGCUGAACGCCUCGCUGGUGAAGGAAAAUCUAAGCAGGGUGCUGGAGGCCCUCUGGGAGCUGCUGCUGCAGGCCAUUCUGCAGGCUCUGGGAGCGAACCGAGACGUGUCUGCGGACUUCUACGGGCGCUUCCACUUCACGCUGGAGGCACUGGUCAACUUUUUCCACGCUGAGGGCCAGGGUUUGCCCCUGGAGAGCCUGAGAGAUGGAAGUUACAAGAGACUGGAGGAGGAGCUGCGCCUGCACCAGUGCUCCACCCGGGAGUGCAUCGAGCAGUACUACCUGGACAAGCUCAAGCAGAGAUCCCUGGAGCACAACCGGUUCGGGCGCCUGAGCGUCCGCUGCCACUAUGAGGCGGCCGAGCAGCGGCUGGCGGUGGAGGUGCUGCACGCCGCCGACCUGCUCCCCCUGGAUGCCAACGGCCUAAGCGACCCCUUUGUGAUCGUGGAGCUGGGUCCGCCGCACCUUUUCCCGCUGGUCCGCAGCCAGAGGACCCAGGUCAAGAGCCGGACUCUGCACCCCGUGUACGACGAGCUCUUCUACUUGUGAGUGUCCCUCCCCGCCCUGCCGG